Messenger RNA from Schizophyllum commune H4-8, 514 nucleotides. RefSeq lists its product as uncharacterized. The record is from RefSeq and is a predicted model, not a curated record. The transcript is spliced from 3 exons. Bases 82 to 369 code for a protein of 95 amino acids. NCBI's taxonomy places the organism in Eukaryota, Fungi, Basidiomycota, Agaricomycetes, Agaricales, Schizophyllaceae.
UUCCGAUGUAACCUAGGAAAUCAAGUUGUAUCAUAGCAUACCUGUAAAGGAAUCAAAAAAGCAUUCAAAGGUGCUUACGGGAUGACGUCAUUGAAUACCUUGUUGCUAUCGUCGAUUGUUACGAGACUGAAGGCAAGCCGUAAUGCUGGGAUUACACCGUCAGCGCGACCGUCGGGGUCGUAUAGCUGCAGCUGGCCACACCGAAUGCUCGGCGACGACCUGUUGAACCGGGAUGACGUCGCCCUUGACUCUUGGCCUGUCAAAGUACGCACUUCAUCAAGUGAGACGACAAGUCUCGAGCGGGUGAGGGUGAAGGUCUACUCGGACAAUGGUCAUGACCGUAGAGGGCCCAUUCGAGCAGCCGCGUGAGGCCGCUAUGUGCUGCCACCUCAUUUUAUCAUGUAUGGACCGCAGCGCCUCUCGUCACCCUUAGCGCUUGGUCGAAUGCACUGCUAUGCCUCACCGAAUACACUGCGAAUAGCAGCGAUACGAUACCCGCCCGAGGCCUACACUC